Tripterygium wilfordii is the source of this 2015-nucleotide messenger RNA. Its product is annotated as transcription factor bHLH78-like. Gene Ontology annotation, cellular component: nucleus. The transcript is spliced from 7 exons. Lineage: Eukaryota; Viridiplantae; Streptophyta; Magnoliopsida; Celastrales; Celastraceae. Gene Ontology annotation, molecular function: protein dimerization activity; DNA-binding transcription factor activity. The record is from RefSeq and is a predicted model, not a curated record. Gene Ontology annotation, biological process: regulation of DNA-templated transcription. Bases 475 to 1956 code for a protein of 493 amino acids.
GGAAAGGAAAAGAAAACAAAAUGACUGAUGAGUGUUUCAAGAGAGGGACUGGAGAAGAGAGGAGAGUUUUAGGUGGUUUGACGUCCAUGGCCCGGCAACAACCUAUCUCCGCCUUUUGCGGAGAAAGAGAUGGAUGGCUUUGUGCCUUUGUGGCUCUCUGUACUUGUAAAAAUGAUUAAGGAAAAAAGAAAAAAUGUGAAUUCUAUCUUUUUUCAUCUAUAAAACUUGUGCACAACACAGGUUAUAUACUCUUCCCCCCUUCCCAUCUUUCUUUCUCUCAGUCUCUCUUAACCUUUUUACCAAACUAAGUUUCCUUCACAUACCCAGUCUCUCUCUCUUUUCACUUGAAAUACAAUCAAUUUGAAGUUUGAACUCAUAAUUUACACAUUUUGAAGGAAUCCCCAAUUCUGCAACUGGGUUUUGAUAGAAUCAUCCUAAACUUCAUUGGUUUUGGAGGGGUGUUAGUGUGUAGUUAUGGAGAAUGAGUUCUUUCUAAAUGCAGGAAUCCCACCAGCAGUGCCAUUGGAGUUUGGGGCAACUUCAGCAACACAAAUGCACAAUUGGCAGUCACUCUCAUCAGCCAUGGAAGUUCAAGCUACAGAGCUUAAUUGCUCACUAAAACCAGUUCCUGAUUACUUUCUCAACCCCAGUUGGGAAAAGUCAACGGAUCAGGGUGGCUUUCAUUUUGAGUCUGAUCUUAGUUCAAUGGUGUCAUCACCAGCUGCUUCCAAUUCCAAUAAUAUCUCCAAUGAGAGCUUUGUGAUCAGGGAAUUGAUUGGAAAAUUGGGUCACAUUGGAAGCAAAUCUGGUGACAUCUCACCACAUUCUCAGCCCCUUUUGGCAUAUAUGGGUGGUGGUGGUAACAGUACCAAUACUUCAUGUUACAGUACACCAUUGAAUUCCCCUCCCAGGCUCAAUUUGCCAAUUGAGAUCAUACCCAGUUCGGCAAAACCCAUGGUUUUGAGUUCCCAUGUCGCUGAUUUCACGGCUGACCCUGGAUUCGCAGAAAGAGCUGCCAAGUUCUCUUGCUUUGGCAGCAGAAGCUUCAAUGGCAGAACAACCCAAUUAGGGCUAAACAACACCGAAUUAGCCUCUAGAUCUAUUCUCAAUCCAAUUGCGGUCAACAGUCAAUUAUCGCGGGUUUCGAUUAGUCCUUCACUCAACGCAGUCGGAUCUCAAUUGGGAAACAAGAAUUCAUCACCACAUGAUCGAAUUGAGUCGCGAAAUUCUUCCUCCCUUGAAGCCUCGACAGUCUCCGAGCAGGCUCCGAUUGGGGAAAGUGGAUUUAAGGCCGCCAAGGAUUCCAAUUCCAGGAAAAGAAAAGCAGUUCCAAGAGGAAAAGCGAAGGAAACUCCACAAUCCCCAUCAAGCAAUGCUUCAAAGGUGACCGACGCCAUUACUGAGUCCAGUUCAAAGCGAAUCAAGAUCAAUGAAGGCAAUGGUAUUGCUAAAGCAGAGGAGGAGACAAAAGGAAGCAAUUCAAGUGGUGGGGAUGAUAAGCAAACAGAGACUAAUAACACCACCACAAAGCCUCCAGAGCCUCCUAAGGACUAUAUUCAUGUUAGAGCAAGAAGAGGUCAAGCCACUGAUAGUCAUAGUCUUGCAGAAAGAGUUAGAAGAGAGAAAAUUGGUGAAAGAAUGAAGCUUCUUCAAGAUCUUGUUCCAGGUUGCAAUAAGGUCAUUGGGAAAGCUCUUAUGCUUGAUGAGAUUAUAAACUAUGUCCAGUCAUUGCAAAGACAAGUUGAGUUUCUUUCAAUGAAGUUAGCAUCUAUCAAUACCAGGCUGGAUGUUAAUAUGGAUAGCAUAUUGUCAAAAGAUCUUCCAACAUUCAGUGAGGAUGAGCUGCAAACAAUUGUGCAAAUGGAUUUUGACCAGAAUCCUAACCAGGAACCUACAUUGCUGUCACAAAGCUUCCAUGGUUCAAACCAAGCAUUCAACAUCCAAACUGGGUUUUAGAUCACAGUUUUUACAGUCUGAAUUCACUGUAAUCAAUCAAUGAAGAGGUGCUUUUUUUU